This is a messenger RNA of Chilo suppressalis (striped riceborer), 1982 nucleotides long. The record is from the annotation of a GenBank genome assembly. NCBI's taxonomy places the organism in Eukaryota, Metazoa, Arthropoda, Insecta, Lepidoptera, Crambidae.
CAAAAUGAUAAUGAUAAGAUAACACACCCAUUUUGUUGUAGCCUGCGACCUGUGAAUCUAUUUCGGAUAUGGUUUUAUUGUUUACCGUGUAAUAACCAUGGAAAAUCGUGGGCAUGUCGAAGAAAUUCCACCGGAGAGGCAAGUAAGGAGGGUGGAGGACUUACGUUUGGACAGUGUAGUGGCAUCGCAACCAGAAGUAGGACCUACACCUCCCGACGGUGGCUACGGAUGGCUAAUUGUAGUGUCUGCCGCAGUGUAUCAUGUUACAGUUCCCAGUCUCUUGUCACUCUACGGUUUUGUUAUUCUGAAGACGAUAAAAGAGGAAGACCACGAAGAAGGUGAAAAGUUGAAGAUAUGGGACGCAGAUAUCGCUCUAGUGCCGUUCAUUAUGGUGGUGCUGAGAUUACUUCUGGAGUCUUGGUGCAGGGCUGUGGUGAAAGUGUUCAACAUGCCGCGAUUCAUGGCCCUCUCCGGCCUCUGUUUGACAGUGGCUGGUGUGUUGAUGUCCAGCUACGCUACCGACAUCGACUACAACGACCAUAUAGUGAGCAUUUUCGCGGGAAUAUUUGCAGGCAUCGGUUGUGCGCUCACCGGUCAACAGACAGAAGUGAUCAUAACCCAUUACUUUAGGGAAAAGCUAACAAUGGCACAACGAUUAGUGCGAAUGGCUCCGUCUGUCGGAAACACCCUGAUGCCUGUGCUAAUCGGCUACAUGUGCACCAAGUAUGAUGCCAGCGCCGUCGUCAUGAUCUACGCGGCCAUCAUCAUGCAGAACUGCGUUUUCCUCGCGGCAUACACCAGACCCGUCUACAUUGAGAAAGUUAUAAGAACUACCUACAACAUGCUGCGGGACGCGACGGAAGACGAUGACGAGGUCAUAUUCUCGAAUCAGAACAGACCAGCUGACCAACCACAGAGCUCGACGAAGGCAGACGAACCAAUCGGAACUCACGAUGAGGAUGUCAACGACGUCGUAGUUUUCAAAUCUAAAAAAGAUGCCAAGGAAAUAAUGGAUCCUGCCAUAGAGUAUAGGGAGAAACGAUCCGCCACCGCUGCGAACAACGAGAACAGAUUCUCGUCAGAUUUCAGCUCGAUGUUUGCUGAGACUUCUAAUCGGUUCUCAUCCAACUUCGGCUCGCAGGAUGUUUUCAACUACAACAGGGUCAAUGGCUAUCAGGAAUUGGAGAACAUCGACGCGCAUAACCCUCAACCUUUGUACAGGGAAACGACCGUCGAUGCGCCUAAUAACAUCGCAGUAUUCCCGGAAGCAUCACCGGGCACAAUCAGGAGAACAGCAUCCAUCAAGAAGAACUUGAUAACUAUCACAAACAUGCUUCUCGACAUUAACUUCUAUAUGUACGCGCUCUUACAUGUGUGCACAACAUUCUCUAUCACUGUUCUUGGCGUGUUCUUCCCCGCUUUGGUGUGGGAAGUGAGCCAGUCUGUGAUGAAGCAAUCCCUAAACAUUUGGUCUAUAUCGAGUCUUGUGGCGGUUGCGCACGCGUCUGCGCUCUGCUUCAUAAUGCUGUGCAUUGUGAUGCCAAAAUCUAUCAACGAGAAGUCGAGGCUUUGCGCCGCCUUCUGUAUAGUAGGCGCCCUCGGGUUCUAUGGUAUCACAAUAUCAGGCAACAAGAGCUUCCUAGUUCUAUGGUGCAUGUGCGCGAGUUUCUCUACAGCAGCAUCUGGUAUCCUUCAACAGCCUCUAUACAAUAGUACGCUGAACGAGUUCGAUACCACGGCUACGAUAACCGCUACCAACUUACUAGCAGCCGGAUUCAUACUCGCCUGGUCUUUGGCCAGGAACUACGAGUACAAGACGAGUUUCUUAACCGCCAGUAUACUGCAGAUUGCGACCGCUUUGAUCUUCUUCGCCAUGUCCUUUAGGAGACGUAGAUAGUUAUAUUUUUUAAGCAUACAACCAAUCUUUGGUAUUACUUUGUAUUGUAAGUUUUUAAGCAUGACGUGGCGAUCGAAUUCGAUUU